GUCACACGGCAGGCUUCUAAAACCCUUCAAAAUUAACUCCUCCAAAAGGAAUUUUUAUAUAUACAUAUAUUUUGUUUCUCAGAUUUCUCAUUGAACUCUCAGUAGCAAUGCUUGCUCUAAUGGCUAGUGAUUUGUUUCCAUUGAUUCUAGGGUUUGAGCUUCGCUUCUCCUCUGGUUUCUACAGCUACGUGCAACAUUCGUUCUUUGUUUCUGGUCUCUAUUAGUGGUUUUCUUCUGUGUGUGCUCCGGAGAUGGUUCUGGUGAGGAUAUUGUGGCCUCAUGGCAGCCAACAGGCCAGCGUGACUGGCUCUUUCGUGAGUUGGGAGCAACAUUAUGUGAUGUUUCCUUUGGAGAACUCGCCGGGGAGUUUUCAGUUGUUCCUUGAUCUUCCGGUUGGAUUCCAUCAGUACCGAUUCUUGAUUGAUGGUGUAUGUCGAUAUGAUGAAAUGCUGCCUUAUGUCGCUGAUGAUUAUGGUAUGAUAAAUAAUUUGUUGGUUACAUUGGAAGAAAACACCAUGCCUUUAACUCUACAAGAUGAUCCACAAAUGGUCAGAAGCACGGAUGUUCGUACUGCUUUGUAUGCGGGCUCACCAUCUAGCACCAUUCCUGAUACAUUAGCAGCAGAAUUGUUAGAUGUAUUCAUUCAAUAUUCUCGCUGCUGGGUAUCUACUAUUUUGUCAAAUAAUACUGUGUAUGAUAUGCUUCCUGUUUCAAGCAAGGUGGUUCUUUUUGAUGCUCAAUUGUCUGUUAAACAAGGAUUUCAGAUCAUGUAUGAACUAGGCUUGCCUGUUGUUCCUAUAUGGGAUCCGUUCAGAACUACAGUAGGGGGAAUGUUAACUGCUUCUGACUUCAUAUACAUUCUAAGAGAGCUGCAGGAAGAUGCACUAAUACAAUCCAAUGAAGAUCUUGAUAAGUGCACAAUCUCUGAUUGGAAACAAUUUAAGUUUCAGCAGAGAAAUCCUGUUGGGUCUCUAGCCAUGCAGAGUCCUGUCAUACAUGCCUCUCAUAGUGACUCUCUGAAAGAUGUGGUUGUGAAGAUUGUGCAAAAUCAGAUAUCCUCAAUUCCUGUGUUUGACCCUUCUUCUGGUGAUGCAUCAUCCAUACCAAUCUUAACUCUUGCAUCUCUUCCUGAGAUUUUGAAAUAUAUAUCUGAAAGAUGUCAGGACCCUAUGAGAAUUCUUCCCCUUUUAGAACAACCAAUUUCCAGAAUUCCUAUUGGAACCUGGCUGCCUGGCACUGGUGGGAGAAGCGAUGGUCAUGUAGUGGCAUUUUUAAAGUUUGAUGAGCCUGUAACUUCUGCUUUUCAAAUUUUCUUGCAAGCUAAGAUAAGUUCCAUACCAGUUGUCGAUUGCCAUGGAUCGUUGAUUGAUGUAUUCUCUCGCAGUGACAUUUUAACCUUAACCAAAGGUGAUGUGUCUGCUCAUGCUCAACUUGAUCAAUUGACAAUGGACCAAGCUUUGCAACUAGUAUAUCACAAUAGCGGUCCUAGGCCAUCCUGGACAUGUUACUGUUCAAGCACCCUCCGGGAGGUCAUCGAGCAACUCUCCAAUCUAGUGGUUCGGAGGCUUGUCAUUGUUGAUCCCAUAAGCAAACAGCUGAGAGGCAUAAUAUCAUUGAGGGAUGUACUCAUGAUCCUCCUUUGAAAAAGUUCACCAUAU
Molecule: messenger RNA, 1658 nt
Organism: Dioscorea cayenensis subsp. rotundata (Guinea yam)
Lineage: Eukaryota; Viridiplantae; Streptophyta; Magnoliopsida; Dioscoreales; Dioscoreaceae
Product: sucrose nonfermenting 4-like protein
Exons: 13
Coding region: 252-1643 (463 amino acids)
Source: RefSeq, a predicted model, not a curated record